This is a messenger RNA of Aaosphaeria arxii CBS 175.79, 1390 nucleotides long. Its product is annotated as C6 transcription factor-like protein. The coding region runs from base 226 to 1134 and encodes 302 amino acids. Lineage: Eukaryota; Fungi; Ascomycota; Dothideomycetes; Pleosporales. The transcript has 3 exons. The record is from RefSeq and is a predicted model, not a curated record. Gene Ontology annotation, biological process: regulation of DNA-templated transcription. Gene Ontology annotation, molecular function: zinc ion binding; DNA-binding transcription factor activity, RNA polymerase II-specific.
CGGUCAAUCGACAUCGAUCAGCAUAAGGAUAUAUAUCACCCUGAUACCUCCUUCACUGCCUCAGCCUCCCCCAUAGUAUACACAUCUACUCCAGUUUGUUACUACCUACUCCACCCAACAAGACAUCGAACUUGAACAUCGACUACACUUCCUGUCCUGUCGACCUAAUAGUACUGUCGAUAAUUACCAUAUCACCACACCAUCUUCACACAAAAGACUUUAUCAAUGUCCUCUCAACGAUCUACUUCAAUGGAGGCCCAAGAUAACAUUCGAAAGCGUGUUUGCAAAGCAUGCGACCGCUGCCGUCUAAAGAAAUCCAAGUGCGAUGGCGCGAGCCCAUGCAGUAGGUGUAAAGCUGACAACGCUAUCUGCGUUUUUGGUGAGAGGAAGAAGUCGCAAGACAAAGUCUAUCCCAAAGGAUACGUUGAGAUGCUUGAGCAACAACAAUCACAACUCGUUGCAGGUCUCCGAGAGCUAUAUUCACGCCUCCAGACUGGCCAAGGGUGGCCUGGUGCACCUCUUCGCGAUGCUCAAUCUGGACAUCCUUUGACACACGACAUCCUUGAACGCCUUGACCUUCUCCACCCUACCAGUGAUAGCAACAGCAACUACGAGGGAUUCGAGGAGGACUGCAGUCGCAUGCAGCGCAAGCUUCUUGAGCGCGGCGCACCAUACACCCGCCGACGCGGAUCGAUAAGUUCCAAUUCGGAUCACGACCACACCUCCUCGUCGGCAUCUUCCUUCAGCGGAACACCUACUACUAGGAUGCUUGCUUACAACGAUCCCUUCACGCGCCACAUGACACCACCAACACCACCAAUGCAGAGCCCCUUCCCCAAGCAAUCGCAAAUCACACCAUCCGUCAAGCAAGAGCAAAUCACCCCGGCAGCGUUCAUGAACAACGGUGCGUUAGAUCCUUCAGCAUUGAACCGACAAACGUGGGAGCCCAUGAUGAUGGACGAGCCAAUCGACUUCGGCAAGCCCAUGUACCCAUUCGAUUCGUAUAACAGCUUCGACUCGAACGGCAUGGUUCUCGAUCCAUGUGUCAUCCCCGGAGCACCAAUGAUGUCCGAGUGGAACGAACCUAGCGACCUCGACUUCAGUAGCUUCAUCCAGAACCCGAUGAAUGCUUAAAGAAAGAAGGAAGAGAUUCUUUUCUUAUUGUUCUCCCCGCAAAGGAAAGAAAUUGCAGGUUCGCUACCUUUCCGAGAUUGACAUUUAUUGCUGCAAACGUCCCGCGUUCUAGCGUUUUGGGUAUGGUUCCGACUUAUAGAAUUUUUAACGACACUUUUUGGAGAAUCCGGCCAUGGAUUGGUUUGGCGUUUUAGUAGCUCCUUUGGGAGCCAACAAGGGAAUUGGAGAGGGAGAGAGGAGGGGGAGGCUUAAUCAU